AUUAAUUCAUGAUGAAUGCAGAUAUGAAGAAAAUUCCUUUGUAAAACCUAGAGUUCUCGUUCCAACCUCUCGCAAUAAACCUCUCGCCAAAAUGUUCUUGCAAUCAUACAAACUUAUUUUAGCCUUCCUCACUUGGUGUCCUACGGAAGAUCUUUCGAGGUUUUCGUAGUCGCAGUUUUUGACAGAGGAGAAGCAGGAGGUCAUGGCUACGGCAAUGAUGAUGAUGCCCAGAGCAUCAGGCGUGAGCAAACUCAAGAAUUUCACCACUUUUUUGAAGGUAAGAAACCUGCAAAUCCAUGAUCAAUAUCACUCAAAUUUUUGCAGAUUUUUAAGCUUUCAAACAUCAAAAGAAGUACAUUAUAACGUUGGGUAUAAUCCUCAAAUGACAAUAUUUUUGAAACCCAUGAGCACGUCCGCUCUGCCAAACUCUACUUAUCAUGCAAACCCAACCAGCAGAAUCCAUGGUCACAUAACUAACAGUGCGGCUGAAGAGGAUUUAAGGAUUUUGGCCAAAGAAGGGAAGUUUAAGGAAGCCAUGGAUGCUUUUGCAAAUAUGGAAGUUAAAGGAACUCAUUUAGAUUCUUAUACUUAUAAUUGUGUGCUUCAAUGUUGUGCGGAUAAUAAAGCUCUAGGUGAGGGCAAAAGGGUUAUUGAGCAUAUGAAUAGGACUGGGUUUAAACCCGAUGUUUCUGUAAAUAACAGAAUCCUUGAGUUAUAUGGGAAGUGUGGCAGUAUACAGGAUGCACGACAAGUGUUUGACAAAAUGUCUGAACGAGAUUCUUCUUCCUGGAAUUUUAUGAUUGCUGGGUAUUCCUAUAAUGGGCUCGCCCAGGAGGCGAUGCAGACUUUUGGACAGAUGAAAGAGGGUGGUGUGAGACCGGAUGGGAAUAGCUUUCUUGGGGUUCUCUGGGCAUGUAGUAGACUGGGUUUGGUGGAUGAAGGAAAGCAGUAUUUCGAGUCUAUGAGCAAGGACUAUGGACUGUUGUAUUCAAUGCAGCAUUAUGUGUGUAUGGUUGACAUACUAGGUCGUUCUGGCCGGCUGGAGGAGGCAGAGGAGUUUAUCAACAAGAUGUCGGAGAAACCGACAGCUUUGGUUUGGAAUACCUUGCUGAAUUUCUGCAAAAGCCAUGGGAAUGCCGAGAUGGAGAAGCGGGUGGCUGACAAGGUUGCUCAAUUAGAUACCAAUAUGGCAGCUUUGCCUGUAUCCAACACAGGCAGUGCAGGUGAAAGAUAUGCUAAUAGAGGAGUUAGAAACAAUAGCCGAGACAUGGGGAGAGACACAGAUAUCAUGAAGCCCCCAACGCCAAAGGCAAGUAAUGUGCAUGAGUAUCGAGCAGGAACUUUGUCACAUCCGCAGAGGGAACAGAUCUAUGCAAAGUUGGAUGAUUUGAGUGGCAAGAUGAAGGAAGCAGGGUACGUGCCUGACACAAGGUAUGUUCUACAUGAUGUGGAUGAGGCACAGAAAGAGAUAGCUCUGAUGCAUCACAGUGAGAGGUUGGCAAUAGCAUUUGGACUUAUCAGUACUCCUCCAGGAACAACACUGCGGAUAAUAAAAAAUCUCCGAGUAUGUGGUGAUUGCCAUAAUGCCAUAAAGAUUAUGUCUAAAAUUACGGAGCGGGAACUCAUAGUUAGGGAUGCAAAACGUUUCCAUCAUUUUAAGGAUGGAAAAUGUUCUUGUGGAGACUACUGGUGAUGCAGAGAGAGUGGCUACAAUCGACACACAUUGUUAUUAUAUUUCCAGCGACGCCUUACUAAAAUAUAGGAGGUGAAGACGAGUCUAGCUUCUUUCUAAGUCUUAUUUUAAGCAUAUUAGAAUUUUGUUUCAUAUCACCAAGAAGCACUCAAUUCUAGGAAUUGUUUUCUUUUAGUUGUAUUGGCGGAUCAGGUAUGGCAUUAACGUGCUAUGUAAGUUGUUAUGUAGAUUUCUUACCAUUAAAGUAAGUAUUUAUAAACACAGGAUACUGGAUGGGUAUAACUUUCCUUGUACUUAUUUUACAUUUUGACUGUUUAUAAUCACAUGAAUUAAUGAGGGUAUCUCAUUGAGUCGUCUGUAUAAGAAGGCACAAUUUAAGGUUUGACGAUGUUUUUUUACCCCUUAUGAUCCUGCACAUUUGAACUGUAUUAUGGCUUUUAUGGCUGCUUCUGUCCAUGAAACUCAACUGUUUAAUGUUUGAUGGACGUUCACAUAAAUCAUCAAUUCAAUUGCUUUAUUGUGCUA
Messenger RNA from Cryptomeria japonica (Japanese cedar), 2218 nucleotides. RefSeq names its product pentatricopeptide repeat-containing protein At4g30700. The transcript has a single exon. Lineage: Eukaryota; Viridiplantae; Streptophyta; Pinopsida; Cupressales; Cupressaceae. The record is from RefSeq and is a predicted model, not a curated record. Gene Ontology annotation, biological process: RNA modification. Gene Ontology annotation, molecular function: protein binding; zinc ion binding; RNA binding. The coding region runs from base 203 to 1693 and encodes 496 amino acids.